CUUAAGGGGAAGAGUGAUUAUCGUCGACGAAAAUUCGAUUACAAUCGUAGGAAUACUACUGGAACUGAUGAUGGGAAUGAAAAAAAUAAAAAUGGUGACAAGUAUGAAAAACAACGUUCAAGAUCGAGUAAUGCAGGCAAAAUUCUUAAUAAUAUGAAUACGCCUAGUCGCACUAGAAGUGAAGGUAUUCUUGACCUUGACGAGCCGUUCAGUGAAAGUGAAGAUGAUGCAUCUAAAGGUCCGAGAAAGAUGAUGUUGCCGAUUCCGAGAGGUAGGAUACGGACAUUGUCGGGUACCAUACCUGCUGUCGGAUACAGUCCUAAAUGGGGUGGACCAACGAUGUGCUUAAGCUGUCUCCAGUUUUUCGAUUUACCUGAUAUGAUAGAUAGUUUUGCUGAACAUUUGCUUGUACAACAUCACAUUGUUGUGAGCGAAAUGGAUCUAAUUGUGGAUCUGAAAAGAUAUGUGGAACACUGGCGACAACGUUUUGCUGCAGAAGGUGUUGAAAAUAUAUUUCUGAAAAUCGAACCAGACGAAAAUUCGCCUUACUAUGGUUUAGUGGACUAUUAUUUCGAAAUGAGUGAACAGCUGCCUGAGGAUUAUUCUUUGCGACAGCGACUGGCUAUGAGACGCCUUGAAGAGGCUCUCGCUUGCCAGCAACGGGAACGAGAAGAUACGGCAUUUUUUCAGCAGUGUAUAUUUUGUAGAUAUAUUGCUCGUGGAAAUCGUUCAAAAAUUAUUCAUCACCUUUACAUGAUCCAUCAUUUGAAUCUAGGAUCACCAGAUAAUCUCGUAUUUAUAUAUAUAUAUAUAUUUUUAAAUAUAGGGAAGAAAAUUUUUCUAUUUUUAGAUCGAGCUACCUUGAUGGAUCACAUGCGAAAAAGAAAUCACCGGGAGGUAAAUCCGAAAAACAAUUAUUAUGACAAGUUCUACAUUAUCAAUUACCUUGAACUUGGAAAGCGUUGGUUGGAUGUUCUAGCUGAAGAUUUUGAGGAUACAAUGCCGACUUUUGUAGAUUCCGAUGAAGAAGAAGAACAAGAUUCAUGGCAUGAAUGGCAAGAAGAUAAUUUGGAUGAGGAUCAGACCCGAGUUCUUUGUCUUCUCUGCGAUAACAGUUAUGAUUUGAUCGAAUAUUUACUUAAACAUCUCAAGGAUGAUCAUCAUUUCGAUAUUUUGCAAAUAAUCGAAAAUGAGAAGCUUGAUGUUUAUGGGCGCGUGAAAAUGAUCAAUUAUAUACGAAAACAAAACUAUAACGUACACUGUUUUAUUUGUGGUGAAAGCGGCUUUGGAUCGAUUCAAGCAUUAAGAAAGCAUCUAGCUGAAAAUAAUCAUUUGUCGAAAGGCUUGCCAGAUAGAUCAGUUUGGCAUAUAGAAGAGAACUUGGUGCCAAUCUUUUCUAACGAUCAUUUGCUGUGGAUGUUAGAGUCAUUGCUAGAUGAACGUGCACUAUCAAUGGAAAAAAGCAUUGAGACAGUUAAUCAAGAUGAAUUCAGAAUGAAACUGGUGAGAGAAAGCGAAGAAAAUACGGUUUUGGGGGUAAUAAUAUCUUUGUUGAAUUUACAUUUUAUCGAUCUGAUUUAUAAUAGUUCUCUCCAUGAUUUAAAUUGCAUCUAA
This is a messenger RNA of Dracunculus medinensis (Guinea worm), 1614 nucleotides long. NCBI's taxonomy places the organism in Eukaryota, Metazoa, Nematoda, Chromadorea, Rhabditida, Dracunculidae. The record is from the annotation of a GenBank genome assembly.